AUGGAGCUGCUCAGUAACCAAAGCUUCCUCCACCCCACAGUCCUUCUCACUGGCAUCCCAGGGCUGCAGGCCAGAAAUAUUGGGGUCUCCAUCCCUUUCUGCUUUGCCUAUGCGGUUGCUGUCUUGGGGAAUGGCGUUGUUCUCCUAGUGAUUGUGAAGGAUCAGAGCCUCCACAAGCCCAUGUACCUCUUCCUCUGCAUGCUGGCUGUGAGUGAGCUGGGGGUCUCCCUCUCUACCCUCCCCACAGUGCUGGGCGUCUUCCUGUUUGAUGCCAGGGAGAUUGGGCUGGAUGCGUGCCUCAGCCAGAUGUUCUUCAUCCACUGCUUCUCCAUCAUGGAUUCAGGGGUCCUCUGGGCGAUGGCCCUGGACCGCUUCAUAGCCAUUUACAACCCUCUGCAAUACACCACCAUCCUGACAAACCUUAGGAUCAUUUUGUUGGGAUCAGGGAUUGCCUUGAGGAGCAUUCUCCUGAUGACCCCACUGCCUCUACUCCUGAGGAGGUUGCCGUUUUGCAGGUCCAAUGUGCUUGCUCAUCCUUACUGUCUGCACCCCAAUUUAAUCCAGCUCCCCUGUGCAGACACAACCAUCAAUAACCAAACUGGUCUGUUUGUUGUGCUCUCCACAUUUGGCCUCGAUUCCUUGUGCAUCGUCUUGUCCUACGUGAUGAUCCUCAAGACCGUGCUGAGCAUGGCCUCCAAGGAAGGCCGUUUCAAGGCCCUGAACACCUGCGUUUCCCACAUCUGUGCUGUCGUGCUCUAUUACACCCCAAUGAUCGGUGUUUCCAUGGCGCACAGGUUUGGCAGGCAUAAUUCUCCAAUGCUGCACUCUCUAAUGGCCAACAUCUAUCUCCUGGUUCCUCCCAUUCUGAACCCCAUCAUCUACAGCAUCAAAACCAAAGAGAUCCGCAAGGCCUUUGGCAGGUUUUUGUCUCAACAGAGACUGAUCUGA
This is a messenger RNA of Podarcis lilfordi (Lilford's wall lizard), 948 nucleotides long. The record is from the annotation of a GenBank genome assembly. Lineage: Eukaryota; Metazoa; Chordata; Lepidosauria; Squamata; Lacertidae.